Messenger RNA from Cutaneotrichosporon oleaginosum, 2351 nucleotides. RefSeq lists its product as uncharacterized. Gene Ontology annotation, biological process: ribosomal large subunit biogenesis. NCBI's taxonomy places the organism in Eukaryota, Fungi, Basidiomycota, Tremellomycetes, Trichosporonales, Trichosporonaceae. The record is from RefSeq and is a predicted model, not a curated record. Gene Ontology annotation, molecular function: RNA binding; GTP binding; GTPase activity. Gene Ontology annotation, cellular component: nucleolus.
GUUUGUAGGAUUUUGAGAGUGGCCAGCCUGUACAGCCUGUGCACUCUCUCUCUUUCUCCAUUGCGUCUCGCUCCUCGGUGGGCUACAUUUCUCUAUUCAUCUCCCCUCGGCUCUCUCUAGACAUCGCCUAGGACGCCUUCGCCACCUGUAACAUCUGCAAAAGCACACGCAACGUGCGCGCCGAUACCCAGCUAGCCCACAGCCGCAGCCUAGCCUCAACGCCCUCGCCUUUGCCACCUCUAGUCUCCUCUCUCCCAGUCACAUCUCACCACCAUGGCGACCACUAGCAUGAUCAAGGACAUUGCGCCGGUGCCCUCGUCGGCCGACUUCAUCGAUGUCGUUCUCCAGGGUACCAUGCGCCGCACCCCCACCGUCAUCCACAAGAACUUCAAGAUCUCGCGUAUCAGGAAUUUCUACAUGCGCAAGGUCAAGUUCACGCAGGACGCGUUCGACGAGAAGCUCGGUCGCAUCCUUGACGAGUUCCCAAUUCUUGACAACCUGCACCCGUUCCUCUCGAGCCUGCUCAACGUGCUGUAUGACAAGAACCACUACAAGCUGGCGCUCGGUCAGAUCUCGACGGCUCGUCACCUCAUCGCCCAGGUCGCCAAGGACUACUGCCGCCUCCUGAAGUUCGGUGACUCGCUGUACCGUUGCAAGCAGCUCAAGCGUGCUGCCCUUGGUCGCAUGGCCACCAUCAUGCGCCGCCAGAAGGACCCCCUCGCUUACCUUGAGCAGGUGCGCCAGCACAUCUCGCGUCUUCCCGCCAUCGACCCCAACACACGCACGCUCAUCAUCUGCGGCUACCCCAACGUCGGCAAGUCGUCGUUCGUCAACAAGAUCACUCGCGCCGAUGUCGACGUCCAGCCUUACGCUUUCACUACCAAGUCGCUUUUCGUCGGCCACAUGGACUACAAGUACCUCCGCUGGCAGGUUGUCGACACCCCCGGUGUGCUCGACCACCCGCUCGAGGAGAUGAACACGAUCGAGAUGCAGUCUAUCACCGCGCUUGCUCACCUCCGUGCCGCCAUUCUCUACUUCAUGGACCUGUCCGAGCAGUGUGGCUAUACCAUCGAGGCGCAGUGCAAGCUCUUCCACUCGAUCAAGCCCCUCUUCGCAAACAAGCCUGUCGUUCUUGUGAUCAACAAGAUCGACAUUGUUCGCCUGUCGGACCUGAGCCCCGACAACCGUGCUUUCGUCGACACGAUCCUCAACGACAAGACCGUGACCGUAGUUGAGGCAUCGACGUACUCGGAGGAGGGUGUUAUGGACGUGCGCAACAAGGCUUGUGAGCAGCUCCUGGCCCACCGUGUUGAGCAGAAGCUGCGUGGCCACCGCAUCGAGGCCGUUGCCAACAAGAUCCACGUUGCGAUGCCCCAGAAGCGUGACGACGUUGAGCGACCUGCGUUCAUCCCCGAGGCCGUCAAGAGCCGCACCACGUACGACAAGGAGGACCCGAACCGCCGCAAGCUCGAGAAGGAAGUCGAGCAGGAGAUGGGCCUCAACCCCUGGCUCGGCAUCUACACGCAGGACCUCAAGCGCGACUACAUGCUGGCGGACGACUCGUGGAAGUACGACAUCAUGCCCGAGAUCCUCAACGGCAAGAACGUCGCCGACUUUAUCGACCCGGACAUCGAGGCCAAGCUCGAGGCGCUGGAGCGCGAGGAGGAGAAGCUCGAGGCGGAGGGCUUCUACGCCUCGGACGAGGAGGAGAUGCUCGACUCGGACGAGGAGGAGUUCCUCGACGCCGCCGCCCAGGUUGCCCGCCGCAAGGCGCAGCUCAAGAAGAUCAGCCAGGCCAAGAACACGCUGCAGAACAAGCCUGUGAUCCCGCGCAAGAAGAAGCACGUCACGCUCGACGAGUUCACGCAGGGCAUGCGCAAACACGGCCACGACCCGGUCGUGCUGGAGAAGCGUGCGGCGCGCCUCAUCGCCGCGAAGAAGGCGGCAUGGGAGGCCGCCGAGGCCAGCCGCGGCAGCGACGGCGACGGCGACGGCGACGGCGACGUGUCCAUGGAUGUGGACAUGGACGAGCGGCCGCGCAAGGGCCGCGCCGCGCCCAAGGGCGAGCUCCUCCCCGCCGGUAUCACGACCAAGGAGCAGGCGGACAAGUCCAAGCAGCUGCACCACUUCGCUGUGCGCGAGCGCAACCGUCUCGCCAAGGCGUCCGAGUCGGACCGUCACAUCCCUAUCACGCGUCCCAAGUGGAUGCUGGCGGGCAAGCGCAAGGGCGGCAAGACGCAGCGUCGUUAAGUGGGCUAGAUGGGGGGCGGGGAGCGCGAGUGACCGCGGCGUGCCGCGCUGUAUGUACACCUGGUACUAUAGAUACCCUAUGGAUCUGCAUUGAUAGAGAA